CCGCCGGGAGGCCGCCGGGGGCGGGCCGGGGCGGCGGCGGGUGCGGGGCGCCAUGGGCCGGGGCGGCGGCGGCAGCGCGCGGGGCCGCCGCCGCGGGCGCGGAGCGCGCCGCUGCCGCUAGCGCCUUCCUCCUCCUCCUGCUCGGCGGCCGCCUUCCCCCGCCCCCCGCGCCGCCCCCCCGGCCGCCUCCUCCGCCGCCGCCUCGCAGCGCUGCGGAGCCGCCGCGUAGCUCCGCCGCGCAGCGGGACUCGCCGCCGCCGGGGCCGGGGCCGUGCAUGGGCGGCGGCGGGCGGCGGUGAGCGCGCCUCCCCUCCGCGCCGCGCCGCGCCGAGGCGGCAGGGCGAGGGGCGGCCGGGCGGGCGGGGGGCGCCAUGCGGGAGUACAAAGUGGUGGUGCUGGGCUCGGGCGGCGUGGGCAAGUCCGCCCUCACCGUGCAGUUCGUCACCGGCUCCUUCAUCGAGAAGUACGACCCCACCAUCGAGGACUUCUACCGCAAGGAGAUCGAGGUGGACUCGUCGCCCUCGGUGCUGGAGAUCCUGGACACGGCGGGCACGGAGCAGUUCGCCUCCAUGCGGGACCUCUACAUCAAGAACGGGCAGGGCUUCAUCCUGGUCUACAGCCUGGUGAACCAGCAGAGCUUCCAGGACAUCAAGCCCAUGCGGGACCAGAUCACGCGCGUCAAGCGGUACGAGCGGGUGCCCAUGAUCCUGGUGGGCAACAAGGUGGACCUGGAGGGCGAGCGGGAGGUGUCGUUCGGGGAGGGCAAGGCGCUGGCCGAGGAGUGGAGCUGCCCCUUCAUGGAGACCUCGGCCAAGAACAAGGCGUCGGUGGACGAGCUCUUCGCCGAGAUCGUGCGGCAGAUGAACUACGCGGCGCAGCCGGGCGGCGACGAGCCGUGCUGCGCCGCCUGCGCCAUCCUCUGAGGGGCGCCGCCGCCCUCCGCGCCCCCCGCCCGCCCGCUCGCUCCCCGCCGCCGCUCGGCGUGUGCAGCGCGGGAGCCGCCGCCGCCGACGGGGAGCGCGCGCGCCCCUCCCCCCCGCGCCGCGCCCCGAGGCGGCCGUUGGGCGGCGGCGCCCUGAGGCGAAGCCCGCGCGCCCCUGAGGAGAAGCCCGCGCGCCGCCGCCCCGGCGGCUCUAUGCAAAGCGGCGCGGAAACUUCGCGCCCGGCCGGAGAGUUGCACGUCUGGCCGGGCCUGGAGCGGCGCGGGGUGCCGGGACGCGUCCGCUGGCGGCUUGUGAAGUGACUCGUGUUUACCUGCUGUAUCCGAUGGGAGCUUGCGGGGGAGCGGCAGCGCGUUGCCCUCCCCGCUGUGUGUUUUUUUUUUCCCUUCCCUCAAAUCAGCUGUGAAAUGUUACCAGUCUGCACAAUUUUCUAGGUGUGCGUGCGUGUGUGAUUUCAUUCCUGUCGCAGCCGGGCGGGCGGGAGCGGCGGCCGUGCUGCUCUUAGGGUUUUUUCGUUUUCGGUUGGCAAUAGCGGUUUUGAGGAGCAGCUCCGAGGCGCGGGGAGCCGCUCGGAGCGCCGCCCGCGCCCGCCCAGUGCCUUCCCGGCCGUGCCGGCCCGCGAGGGCGCCGCGCCGCCCCCUCUGCCGCUCCGGGCGGCUGAGCGGUUCCCCGCGGCGAACGGGCCGGACAAAAGGGCCUUUUGUUAGUGGGAUUUAUUUCUUAUUUCCAUCUGAGCCUUUUAACUGUAAUUUCCACGUCUUGCAAGUUCGGGCUUCAUUUACUUCAAAUUUACAAGAAUUUAGCCUUCGGGGAUUUGGGGGGGGGAUUUUUUGUUUUUGAUUUUGUUGUGGGAUGUACCUCCAGCCAGCAAAGAGAGAAAUCUUCAUGUUGUGAUGUAAUGAGAAAAUUCUAACAACUGUCGUUUUAAUUCCAGACAUGCAUUUAAGAGAUGUCUAUCCAUUUUAAGAAUUUUAAUACAAAUGCUGUUUUUUAGAAAACAACUUUGUGCGCUUUUAUGUGUUACAUGAAACACUUAACUUUUGCAGACGCUGUUGAUCGCGAUUUAUGUCUUAAUAGUAACAAAAGGGGUGAGAGGACGGGGCUUGACAAAGAUUAGGUAAAGACAGUGCUUUAACAAAAAAAAACCCUAAUAAUUAGCAAUUUUUAAUACAGUUUUCAUCUGUAUUUAGGUCCUGGUCCUAUGUGAUGCAGCAUCCGAGUGCAACACUAUUCAGUAGGCAGCUUUAGGAAGAUGGUGUGGCUUUAAUGCAGAAGCUCUUGUAAGAUUAGGGCUUUUUUAUUUUAUUUUUCUUCUCCUUACUGGGAACAACAUGGUUUAUUGGAGUGAAAUUCUAAACAUCAAGUAUGUAUAAAAUUUAAGCUUUUAAUUUUGUUGCAUUAUAACUCCUUAAAAUUAUGCAUCAAGACUCAUUUCUUUCCUGGUAUGGAGAGGGGUUGGGGUGGGAGCACAUGUGUACCUUCUGCGGUUUGGAAGGUCUGGGGGGUUGUGUUUACCUCCAUUAUCUUCCUCUCUUAACCCUUCCUUUAAACAUUAACACACAAAAAGUGCAGUUCUUUUUCCCAUGCCAGGAAGAAAUGAAAUCAGCUUACUAUAAGAAGCCAGAUGUUUAGCAAUUGUCUGUAAAGGUGUUUUGGAUCAGCUCACUUGAAGCUAAGUGCCGUGAUUCCUACCAUAAAUCUGACCAUUUCCUCUUUUAAAUAGGAAAGCUUCCUGCUUCAGCAUUGGAAGAAGGGUUUUUAGUAUUAGUUUAAUACUAGUUAUUGAAAUCACAAUGACUGAAAUUAAAGUCAUUGUACUGUAACUGAGAAUUGGAUACUUAUUUUAGCAACAUCCAGUAUCUACUGAAAAUUUGGAAAAGAUUAUAUGGAUAAAUAUUUAACGUAUCUCUCCUGAGCUCAUGUAUAUCCUCAGAACAGCAAGGCAGUGUUCUGACAGACUGUUGUGGAUCAGUUAAACUUGCAGAAGCUUUGAGAAGACCCCCAUACUAAGCAGUUCCCUGAACUUCUGUUUGGGGCCUUUAUACAGCAGAUCAAUUGAUCCAGCCCCCACCUCUCCUCCCAUUUUUAAGGUAAAACUGAAAAUCCCAUUGCAACUUAUCUUCAGGUUUGUUUUUUGUUUUUUUAGUGAAUUAGGAAACCUGCUCCUUGAGGACUUCCGUGUUGGAAGGCCAGAUGAAUAAUGUAUGCUAAUAUCAGGGGCUUCUUUUAACAAAAACAUUGCAUGGAAAGCUAAAAGCUUUAUUGAAGGUAUAUCUUGCAUUGAAGUUUAAAAGAAAAUGCCAUAAAUUACAUCUCAGCUACUUCAAUUUUGCCUUAAAUUCAAUGGAAUUAUAUCGUUCCUAGCACCUAACAGGGUUUGCUCUGAAUCAGUGUAUUGAAAGCAAUUUGUUCAACUUUAAAAAAGCAACGACUUAAAAAAUUUUCCCAACAGAAUAGCAGAUUCUUAAUGUUUUGGAGUGCCUCCUGUUUUCCUGUUGCCUAUCUCACGAUUGAAGAAGGAUGUAAAAAUGUGUGUAUGUAGUACACAAAGUGGAACAUAAAGUACAGUUUUCCUUAGCCUAGCAGAACAGCUGAAGGCCGUUUAAUAAGGACAAUGGAUUAUGCUGGGGGGUUUUGCAGAUAAACUCCACUGCUUGCCAAAAAGGUGCAUUUGUUAAACAAUGAAGGAUUUAAGAAACCGUGUCAAAGGUCUGAUCAGUCAUGAAUGUAUUUAGAUGUUUGACAUUCUCUAUGACUUGCUGAGGACAGUACAAAAAGUCGAGCUGAGUAGUUUGAUCUUCCAAAUACUCUGAAGUUUUUUGGUGCUUGUUAAACAUAGGCCUUGUCUAUAAAGUAGAAAAAAACAUACUGCUUUAACUUGACCGAUUAAUGAAAGCUGUAUUUCCUUCUACACUAGAGGAAAAUGUUGUAUCAAUAUAAAGGUACUCUUUUUUUCCUUUUCCCUGUGGGAAUAUGUUAUACCUGUAUCGAUACAAAGGUGACAUACAGCUCUUUUCACAGUGAGGGUUGCAAAAAAAUUAAUUGAUUUGCAAGAAAAAUCACAUUCCUAGCCAAAAUACUUCCUAACAGUGCUGAAACUGCGUGAACAAGGCCUUAGUUUAAGGCUUAUCUUAUGGCCGCAUAUUCUACUGUACAUAAUGAUUGUAUUUUUAAAAUCCAAGCUUGUUCUCUUGCAAGAAAGUGUGUCUUUGAAAUCCUAGUCUCUGUGGUCAUAAUUGUGCUGUGUUCUGGACCUAAUUCUCAAUACAAGUGUGGUUCUUUUCAGUGCAACACUCAGGCUUUAUUGAUGCUUACAGUCCUGAAGAUGAUGUUAGAAUCUGCAACCGUGGGAUUCCUGAAGGUUCUGCCUCUCUCAAAAGACUGUAUGGCAGUUUUUGUGCAAUGGGCAUUUUCAAUAAAGGGCAGCUGGCUCUUUA
Dromaius novaehollandiae (emu) is the source of this 4378-nucleotide messenger RNA. It is a transcript of the gene RAP2B, whose product is annotated as RAP2B, member of RAS oncogene family. The coding region runs from base 372 to 923 and encodes 183 amino acids. The transcript has a single exon. Lineage: Eukaryota; Metazoa; Chordata; Aves; Casuariiformes; Dromaiidae. Gene Ontology annotation, cellular component: plasma membrane. Gene Ontology annotation, molecular function: GDP binding; GTPase activity; GTP binding. Gene Ontology annotation, biological process: Rap protein signal transduction; negative regulation of cell migration. The record is from RefSeq and is a predicted model, not a curated record.